ACUCACUUUUUCUUCUCUGCAGAAUUUGCAUGCAUUAGUAAUGCAUCGUAAUCUAAUUGAAAACGGGCUUGGUUAUUUAUUACUAAGAGGACAAGAGCAAAAAGAACUGUUUAUUCUGUCCGUUUUUAAACCGUUUGACAUUUCUUAAAUCUGGCAAAACGGAUACAGUGAGGUGUAAAAAUUGAUUAGGUACAACUUGGAGAACUAAGAUUACAACGCACGUUUAUUUCAACAGAGUAAAAUUCUUUUCCAUAGUUCCCGUUUAGCGUCAUUCGUUUACGAACUGCACAGCCGAAAAUGCUCAGCUCGUGAAUGUUAAUUAAGUCACGCAGACGCUACUUGGUAACUUUCCACCGGCGUCCACCGACGUAAGCUAGUUAACAUGCAUAGGCCAAGCCUCGCCAUAGUACGAUUCCGCGCACCGGACGGUGCUCUGGAGCCACGCCCCGUCCCCCGCCGCAUGGACGUUUCAAUCCAGCAUCUCUGAGCACUGACCACAGGAAGGAUUUGACCUCGCUGCACGGGAGGACGACACGCGCAUCUGCUUGCAACGUAGACUUAUUAAUCUUGACCAUGGCAAACCGAGGACCCAGUUAUGGACUGAGCCGUGAGGUGCAGGAAAAGAUCGAGCAGAAGUAUGACCCAGAGCUGGAGUCUCGACUGGUGGACUGGAUUGUCGCUCAGUGCGGAGGAAAUAUAGAGAAACCACAGCCGGGGAAGCAAAACUUUCAAAACUGGCUAAUGGAUGGCACCAUCCUCUGUAGACUCAUUAACAGUUUGUAUCCGCGUGGUAAGGAGCCUAUUAAGAAGAUCCCGGAGACUCAGAUGGCCUUUAAGCAGAUGGAAAAGAUCUCCCAGUUCCUGCAGGCAGCUGAAGCUUACGGAGUAAUAACCACAGACAUUUUUCAGACAGUGGACUUGUGGGAAGGAAAAGACAUGGCAGCCGUCCAGAGAACACUAAUGGCCCUGGGUAGCGUAGCUCUCACAAAAGACGAUGGACUUUACCGAGGUAACCGGGACUGGUUUCACAGGAAAUCUCAAGGCAACCGGCGGGAGUUUUCUGAGGAGCAGUUGCGGCAGGGUCAGAAUCUGAUUGGCUUACAGAUGGGCAGUAACCGUGGGGCAUCUCAGGCUGGCAUGACUGGUUACGGCAUGCAUCGGCAGAUUAUGUAAAACUAUACUAGUGCCCAGCAACACCCAGACGACCUUAAACCCUCUCACCCCAGCCUUCAGCAAACAGUGUUCUUUGAUGGUGCAUCUAUUUGAUGAAGAGGAGCAGUCUUAGUAACGUCAGAAACUGAAGCAUAGAGGUUUUUAGAUAUUAGAGCAUGCUAGGCAUAUCUAUUUUAAAUUUAGUUUGCUCAGCUUGUGAUAAAAAUCUAUUUAUUUAUUUGUAAAUGUAUGCAAAGUGAUUAGUUUUAUCUAAGCAAGUCAAAACUGUGAGCAAAAAGUUUUGCCGAUUUACCAAAUAACAUACAGUAACAGUAUACUUGUUUACACAGUGUUUGAAUGUACAUUAAAGGACAAGCGUUUGCCCUUGCUAAACUGUAUUCCACCUGUUGUUAUUGUGAUCACUUUUGCUGUUUUAAUAGUAAAAGAUGUCAAUGCACAUACUAACCAGAAGUACUGUAUGCAGAUUAAUGAUAGUCAUAAAUGUAGAAAUAUAUUCAUUUAUGUUGUCCGUUGUUGUUGUUGUUGUGUGUAAACAUUCCAUGUCAGUUUCAUAAGCUUGGUUUUGGUGACCAUGUUCAAUGUAAAUGUUUAAUAAAUUGGUACCUUGA
Puntigrus tetrazona (Sumatra barb) is the source of this 1781-nucleotide messenger RNA. It is a transcript of the gene tagln3b, whose product is annotated as transgelin 3b. The record is from RefSeq and is a predicted model, not a curated record. The coding region runs from base 574 to 1173 and encodes 199 amino acids. Gene Ontology annotation, molecular function: protein binding. NCBI's taxonomy places the organism in Eukaryota, Metazoa, Chordata, Actinopteri, Cypriniformes, Cyprinidae. The transcript has 5 exons.